GCGCGUCCCGGGCCGCGCCGGGGCUGCCUGAGAGCAGAGCCCGCGCUGACCGAGGCCCGGGCCGGAUGGGCGCUGCGGGCCGGGGCGCGGACCGCCGAGCGGCCGGGACAACAUGGAUAGACACUGAAGACGUGGCGCUCAGUGAGGGGAGGCCGACACAGAUGCACACUGCACGGCUCCACUCAGGUGGUGACAUUCUUCUCUCAUCCCAGCUGUGUGGACAGUGCCACACGCCCUCCUGAACAACAACGGCUCUUGCAUGCAUUUUCCAGUGUUUCUUUUGUCAGAGAGCCCAGCAGAGCCAAGGGUCUUCCAGAGCCAGCCCGGAGCUGAGUGAGGAGUGCCCAGCAGAGAUGGUGAAAAUGACAAAAUCCAAAACUUUCCAAGCUUACCUGCCGAACUGUCACCGAACGUACAGCUGUAUCCACUGUAGAGCCCACCUGGCCAACCAUGAUGAGCUCAUCUCCAAGUCCUUUCAGGGAAGUCAGGGACGAGCCUACCUCUUCAAUUCCGUGGUGAACGUGGGCUGCGGCCCUGCCGAGGAGAGAGUCCUUCUCACCGGGCUGCACGCGGUCGCGGACAUCUACUGUGAGAACUGCAAGACCACGCUCGGGUGGAAAUACGAACAUGCCUUCGAGAGCAGUCAGAAAUAUAAAGAAGGAAAAUUUAUUAUUGAGCUUGCUCACAUGAUCAAAGACAAUGGUUGGGAGUAAAGAGAAAACUUUCCAUUCUCUUUUGAAUACUAUUUUGUGAAAGAAACUGAAUGCAAUGGAAACAUAGGAACAUCGUGGAUGACAGCGUUUCUUGAACUUUGACCUCACGGCGUAGACGCUCGAGUAGCUUUGGACACUUGGACCCCGCAGGCCACCUCCUUAGGUAAGGGCUUCCUCUAAGCUAGGUCUUCUUCACAUGUAUGCUUGUUUCUGAAAAUUUCCCAUGACUUGUUUCUAACUUCCCAAGUUUUAGAGAAAGAUUUAACCAUCUGAUGAUUUA
Molecule: messenger RNA, 993 nt
Organism: Otolemur garnettii (small-eared galago)
Lineage: Eukaryota; Metazoa; Chordata; Mammalia; Primates; Galagidae
Gene: YPEL1
Product: yippee like 1
Exons: 6
Coding region: 354-713 (119 amino acids)
Source: RefSeq, a predicted model, not a curated record